CCGGGAUGGAUCCACGGCCACCAGCAGCGCGCCAGCGUUACGCACUCAUGGCUGCGCACGUAGCGCGGAGGUUCUCGGCGCUCCUCUGGAUAACCGCCGCGGUCUCCGGCUCCAGGACCAGGACUUACCCGGGAAAUGAAGUGACCCUGCUGGACACCAGGACCGUACCAGGAGAGCUGAAAUGGGCAGCGAGUCCCUCAGAAGGAGGGUGGGAGGAGGUGAGCAUCAUGGACGAGAAGAACGUGCCCAUCAGGACCUACCAGGUGUGUAACGUCCUGGAGCCCAGUCAGAACAACUGGCUGAGGACGGACUGGAUCCCCAGAUCCGGGGCGCAGCGCGUCUACGUGGAGGUCAAGUUCACGCUGAGAGACUGCAACAGCCUGCCCGGGGUGACUGGCACCUGCAAGGAGACGUUCAAUCUGUAUUACCACGAGUCCAACGAGGACGGGGAGAAGUCGAUCAAAGAGAGCAGCUUCAUUAAGGUGGACACGGUGGCGGCCGACGAGAGCUUCACGCAGGUGGACGUGGGCGACCGCAUCAUGAAACUGAACACGGAGGUGCGCGACGUGAAGGUGACCAACAGGAAGGGCUUCUACUUGGCCUUCCAGGACGUGGGCGCUUGCAUCGCCUUGGUGUCCGUUCGGGUCUUCUACAAAACCUGCCCGCUGACCGUCCGUAACCUGGCCACCUUCCCGGACACGGUGACGGGGGCCGACACCUCGUCCCUGGUGGAGGUCAGGGGGUCCUGCGUGGACCAAUCGGAGGAGAGGGAGGAGCCUAAGAUGUACUGCGGCGCCGACGGAGAGUGGCUGGUUCCCAUCGGGGGAUGCUCUUGUCAGCCGGGAUACGAAGUCAAGACCAGCGCGUGUAAAGCGUGUGCGGCAGGUUUCUACAAGUCCAGGUCGCCUGAGGCCGGAUGCUCCAAGUGUCCUCCACACAGCUACUCGCUCCGGGAAGGCUCCGCCGUCUGCGACUGCCACUCCGGCUUCUUCCGGGCUGCCGGUGACCCUCCCUUCAUGGCCUGUUCCCAGCCUCCAUCAGCUCCACAGCAGCUGAUUUCGGUGGUGAACGAGACCUCGGUGGUUCUGGAGUGGGGUCCGCCUCGCCGACUGGGAGGCCGGAGCGACAUCAGCUACAACCUGGAGUGCCUGGUCUGUCAAAGCGCCAACCACGCUCAGACGGGCGCCAAAGGCCUCCCCCGGAACCACAGCGCCACCCAGCCUGACGCUCAGCACCUAGGCCGAGGCAUGCAGUCGGACCAGGGGAUCGUGGGACCGGAAGUCCAGUCCGGCAGAGGCGUCUAUCAGAGAGAGUCCACCAGGCGAGUUCCGGGCUCCCAGCUGUGCCAACCAUGCAGCUCUGACGUGCUGUUCUCUCCGGGCCGGACCGGCUUGAGGGGUACUCGGGUGGUGGUGAGCGAGCUGAGGGCCCACACCCACUACACCUUCCUGGUGCAAGCACGCAACGGGGUCUCCCAGGCUGCCGCUGAAGGGGCCGGCCAGAGUGUUUCUGUCUCUGUGACCACCAAUCAAGCAGCUCCGUCUCCGGUGUCGGCCGUCCAAGUCACCGACGUCACCAGGCACACUCUGUCGUUGUCAUGGCAACAGCCCGACCAACCCAACGGGGUCAUCCUGGAAUAUGAGGUCAAGUUCUACGAGAAGCAGGACCAGAAGGAGCGGUCCUACCGCAUCAUGAGGACCGCCUCUCGCGGCGUGGACGUGGCGGGCCUCAACCCGCUGACCGUGUACGUGUUUCACGUGCGCGCCCGCACCGCCGCCGGCUACGGAGAGUUCAGCGACCCUUUUGAAUUUUCCACCAAUUCAGAUCCUUUCCCUCUGAUUGGAGAAGGAGUCAACUCUGCCUUCCUGCUGCUGUCCGUCAGCGGCCUCGGAAUUCUGCUGCUCGUGUCUGCAGCCGUCUUCAUCAUUACCCGCAGGAGGAGCAAGUACAGUAAAACCAAGCAAGACUCCGAGGAAGAGAAGCAUCUUAAUCCAGGAGUGAAGAUCUACGUGGAUCCUUUCACCUACGAGGAUCCUGACCAGGCCAUCCAUGAGUUUGCCAAGGAGAUUGACGUCAGCUGCAUCCACAUCGAGAGAGUCAUCGGCAUGGGAGAGUUCGGGGAGGUGUGCAGCGGGCGGUUACGCGUGCAAGGAAGGCGAGAGGUGUACGUGGCCAUCAAAAGUCUGAAGGCGGGGUUCUCGGACAAGCAGAGGCGGGACUUCCUGUCUGAGGCCUCCAUCAUGGGGCAGUUUGACCACCCCAACAUCAUCAGACUGGAGGGUGUGGUCACCAGAUGUAAACCACUCAUGAUAAUCACAGAAUACAUGGAAAACGGAUCUUUGGACGCGUUUCUCCGGAAACACGACGGGCAGUUCACCGUCAUCCAGCUGGUGGGCAUGCUGCGCGGCAUCGCCUCGGGCAUGAAGUACCUGUCGGACAUGAGCUACGUCCACAGAGACCUGGCCGCGCGCAACAUCCUGGUCAACAGCAACCUGGUGUGCAAGGUGUCGGACUUUGGCCUCAGCCGGGUUCUGGAGGACGACCCCGAGGCUGCGUACACCACCAGGGAGGCCAUUGGGACCUACCUUUCUCCAGGAGGAAAGAUUCCUAUCAGGUGGACGGCUCCAGAGGCCAUCGCCUACAGGAAGUUCACCACCGCCAGCGACGUGUGGAGCUACGGCAUCGUCAUGUGGGAGGUCAUCUCCUACGGCGAGAGGCCCUACUGGGACAUGAACAACCAGGAUGUGAUAAAAGCCAUAGAGGAGGGCUACCGCCUGCCCGCGCCCAUGGACUGUCCCGUGGUCCUGCACCAGCUCAUGUUGGACUGCUGGGAGCGAGAUCGCGCAGAGAGACCCACUUUCAGCCAGAUCCUCAACAUGCUGGACAAACUCAUCCGCAACCCGGGGACUCUGCGCAGGACCGGAGGGGAAAGACCCACCGUGUUGGCGUCUGGGGUGUGUCCGGAGGUGUGUGUGUCGGUGCUACCAGAGAUGUGUGUGUCCGAGUGGUCGCUGUGUGACUGGCUGCAGUCCAUGGGUCUGGAGAGGUACACCGAGAUCCUGGGGGCCGCAGGGUACUCCAGUCUGGACAGCCUGCUGGCACUCACACACCAGGAAAUGGACAGACUGGGCAUCCUGACACCGUCCCACCAAGACGUCCUGGUCGCCAGUGUGCAGCAGGAAAUGUUGUCCCAGAUGCAGCACACCAUGGUUCCCGUCUGAGUGGCAGGAUGGAUAAUACAAAACUAUUCCAUUUACCUCAUCCGUGCACUUUAAGGAGACUUUCCAGCCGUGGACCAGGACCAGUCAUGAAGAAUGUGAGCAGCACUUUUUUUUUUGUCCACUUCCAUCCUGUGGAGUUUUUCUAAGAACC
Molecule: messenger RNA, 3372 nt
Organism: Nerophis lumbriciformis (worm pipefish)
Lineage: Eukaryota; Metazoa; Chordata; Actinopteri; Syngnathiformes; Syngnathidae
Product: ephrin type-A receptor 4-B-like
Biological process (GO): ephrin receptor signaling pathway; axon guidance; protein phosphorylation
Cellular component (GO): plasma membrane; dendrite
Molecular function (GO): transmembrane-ephrin receptor activity; ATP binding; protein binding
Source: RefSeq, a predicted model, not a curated record